AUGUCAUCCAAGUUUGUGAGUCUUGUUAAACCUGAGCAGAAAACGUCAAGUGUGCGACAGAUUGCUAUGCUAAUGGGAGUAACGACGAAGAAAUUGAAAACUUAUGAUGUUGACAUUCAUUUGGUGAAUGGUGAUUUUAGUAUUCAUGCUAUGGUUACUAACAUUGCAAAACCUGAUCUCCUCACCUUAGAUAACCCCCAUUAUGACGAAGUGAUUGAACAGCAUUCACAUUUACAGAGUGUGAGUAUGGAUGAUACAGAUAAGGCUCAAUUACCAGUCCACAAUAGUAUUGGGAGCUAA
This is a messenger RNA of Paramuricea clavata, 300 nucleotides long. The record is from the annotation of a GenBank genome assembly. Lineage: Eukaryota; Metazoa; Cnidaria; Anthozoa; Malacalcyonacea; Plexauridae.